AUGGUUGGUCAUACACAGCUGUGACUCUGUAUUAUAUCAAUAAGAAGCAUCAUUGUCUUUUUCUCCUGAAAAUAUCAUUUAGAGACAAGUAACCUAUAAAAUACAAGAUCUGGUCCGCAACUACAACAAAACACAGUUAAAAAUAACAGAUAGUGAAAAGUAGCAUUCACAGAAAUCACUGCUAUCGGAAAAUCGCAGUUUAGCCCAUCACUAUUCGAAUCUGACACUGACAGUAUUCCUGCUUUGACCAUCUGGUAGCACUGGUAGCAACUAUAGCCGGACAUAGUUUCAGUAGAGUUCUGCAGGUCUCGACCGCUACUCUCAACUGAAUUUAGCGUUUUUAUUAUUUCAUAGUUUAAAAGUUUCAUAUGCUCUUGAUUAGGCUAGUGAACUUCAAUAAUUUGACAUAAAGUAUAUUAAUCAUAAUUAAUGCACGAUCUACCUUCGUCCUUUUCGUUACUAACCAUAGAAGUUCUGAAAAUGUAUAAUGUCUUUGAUGUAACGUCUUUGACGUUCAAGCGUCAGUUGCUGUGUUGUGUUUAAGUUGUUAGGGUAUGGGCGUGGACAAAUUCGUAAUCCCAAAAAUGCGCUUUAAACUCAUGUUUAUGUUGUCCAUAGUGCUUUUGCAUAUAGCAUUGAUUUCAGCCAAUUGUACAAUUCCACCCGUUAUUCAAGAUUCAUGGUUUUCUUGGGAAAAUGGGAAGAGUACCAUUACGGAGAUCAACGGAGAUUCAAUGUCGAGGAAAGGGCGCUGCCUCGCAAUGAAAGAAGAAUACCAUGUCAACUACACGUUUGUUUUCAAGGAAGAUACGUUAACUUGUUAUAAUUGUGUGAAGCUCAUUGUACGGACAGUGAACGUUAUCGAGAAAAUAGAGACACCCUGUGUCACAAUUGGAGCAAAUGAAGAACCAACAGUUGAGAGAGUUUGCAGAGGUUUACAUUCGGAUCAACAGCUGAUAACACUUUUCUCAGAAAAUUAUGUGCCUGUUAAUUGUCGGUCCAGUUUAGAAGGAGUGUGGCAGUUUGCAUACCAGAAUCGCUUUCGUUUCACUGGAGAAUGCGAUCAUCCAGAUGCUCAGAUUCGUUCCUGUCAAACUGCUGGAACACAGUUUCUCAUCACAAAUCAGAAAUUUAAUAUAACUUACAAGAAAUGUCCCGGCAUGGAACAGACUUUUGAUGGAGUUGUUGAGUACAGUUGUUUAGGUGACUGGUUUGUGGACAAAAACCACUUCUUUGCAGUGGCUAAUACCAAAGAAUCCAGGAAAGAUGAGAAGUACAGGUGUUUCCUAAAAAAUAGGGAUGAUGAUCUUUAUAUUGGUGUGUCAAUUACAGCAGAAUGUAACACUCUGAAGACAGUGGAGAAGAGUCCAGAGAGACUCCGUGUUACAGCAGUAAAGGCUGAAGUGGUGGAACCAGGGUGCAGACUACCUCAGAAUUUCUCUGGUGAAUGGAUAAAUACUGCGAAUAUAGAUGCAGACAUAAUGAUUAAUGAAACUCAUAUCGUAGAAACUUGGUUUCCGGAUGAGGGAAGAUUUCGGCGUACAAUAUAUACUUGCCGUGAACAGAGGGGCACUCGUUACAUGAUGGCGAGGCUCACUGUUGAUGGCUGUCAGAAAGAUUAUGUGUGUUUUGAUUUUGUACCUCAGCACCAUAAUAUCAUCAGAUAUCGCCGUGGUAUAGCAGUUAUAAAAGAUGAUUUCCACACAGUCUGUUCUUGGGUUCAGUUCAAAAAUGAGGAAGCCUGGAAAUACAAUCUUUAUUUAUCAAAGAGGCCAGUACCUGUUCAGUGUCCUGUGGCAGGAAAAUUUAAUUUCACACAGCGUGGGGAUGUUCCAUUCGAAACCCGUAUUCUUGGAGGUGUUACACUGUCACCAAGGCCUAAUAUCUAUUGCAAACAGAAUAUAUCAGACUUCUCUGUGUGUGACAUUGAACAGAAAGAAAUUGCAAUUGAUGAAACUUACUGCCUUAGUGUGGAUCAUUUGGGAAGACCUGUUGAUAUUUACAGUGACCCUGAUUACAAGAUGAAAUGUAUUGGAUUCUGGAAAGAGAAUCUAAAAUCAUAUCUUAUAACAUAUGAUGAACUGGAUCCGUACAGCAAGUAUCGUUGUUGGGUAUACCAAAGAGCUGACCUUAACAGAGUUCUGAUGUCCCAAGCAAUAGGUCCUUACUGUGACCUGAAGCAGGAUGUUACUAGUUGGAAUUUCACCGAAGGUGCAGCAGUGGCUUUAGAGAUGCAAGAAUAUGAAAGAGAACGUGAUCAGUGUCCAAUGCACUUCGACGAUGGUAGCAAUCCCUGGUUGAAGAGAGACAACUACAUACAAAUUUUUAGGUUUGGCAACCAUGCAUAUUCACUACAGAAUGAGAUUAUUUGCAUAUUAAUGGGUCUUUUAUGUUCAUUAAUCAGGCUCAGGAUGAUUCUUUGACUGCCGUAAAUGUUGAGUGUUCUUGUUGGACCUGUAUGCAGGAAGGAUGUGGUAGAUUUUCUGCUCAUGGGCAUGUUGUUCUUUUUUAGCCGAUAAUGUGACAUAUUUUGUAUUUGAUUAAAUGUGUCCUGUGAAAAUAUCAGUUUUUACAUAUUUAUGACAGAUGAAUUGUUUUUAUAUUGAGACAUGUUACACUUAGAAGUGGUUUUUACUUAAUUAAUCUAUACAGUAACAUAAAAGCCGUGGACAACUUUGUAGCAGUUAAAGCCUGUUGAAUAUUAAGUGGUCUUGUUUGCAAUUUGAUCCCAAAACAGAAAUUGUGUAUCUAGUUGCUGUUAAAGGUGAAAUGCCAUGCACUGGGGGGAGUCAUUGUGUGCAGAGGGAAAUCAUUGUCACUUAUUUCAUCUUUUGUAAUUGCAUUUUGAUGAAAAGACUGUCUUCAUUACUGUUACUGUUACACUUAUCAUCACUGCUGUUUUAGUAGUAAGUGGAUAGAUUUAUGUUCGCAAGAGAAGUAUUGAUUCUCUCAGUAAUGUGAGUUUCGCAUUUGCAUGUAAUAUUUUCACAUGAUGUGGACACAAGCAAUUUAAAGUAUGAAAAAAUUAUUUUGCCAAGUGAUAGUAUAGAUGACAGUUUUUUUCUGUACUUUAAAUAUUCACAGGUUCUUAUGCACCAUAAUAUUAAUACAGUAAUGGUCUUAAAAUGUACAGCAUAUAACAAGUCAGAGGAGGUCUGUGAGACUUUCCCUAUUUAAAAAAAAUCAGUAAAUAUAUGAAAUGAGACCAAAGUCUCCCUAAAUUGUGUGUCAUCAGUUCUCUUGUACCGUGUUAUUUCUGUUGUUUCUGCAACAUUUGGUCUCGCACGUAGCAUAUUUGCCAGCUGUUUCUGUAAAAAUGUUCAGUGUGAACAUUGAUGUAUCAUCUCAAGUAUGACUUUUCAUAUUCUUUCCAAAUUUCUUUGCAAAUACUGAAGUAUUCCUUUAAAAAAAGGCAGGAGAAAAAGAAUAAAAGUUACUUCAACAUGUAUGUAAAUAAAAAGGUCUGUCCUUGUUACCUGUGUACUUCCAUAUUUACCAAGAUGUGUUGGUACACAAAUGUAACAACAGAAAAUUUUUGAUUAUUCAUUUAAGGCCACGGAAAUGAACUGAUUGUGACUGUUAUAGGUAUUCUUGAGGAAGCAAAUUUAGCAUAAGUAAAUCAAAUUUAAGUCAUGUAAUUCUUCAUAUGGAUGAAAGUACAACAACCUAUAUUAGAUUUAUUUUCGCCCCACCCCGUCCUCCAAUUUUGUCCUAUGUCAGAUCAGCUUCAUACUGGAUCAUGUUGAUGCAAUGUCCACAGUGUGCAAUUGCUAAGAAGCAACCAUCAAGAUCAUUUUUGUAUGAUAAAACAUGCUCAUCGUGCAUCUCAUGCCAUAGUUGAUUUAAUGCCAUGCCCCUGCUCCACUCAUCCCUUCUUUUCAACCAAUUCUAAUGUUUGCAUGCAUUUUCAGUAAUAUGUGGACUUAAUUUUAAAUCAUAGAACUGAAACUAAACUUUCAUAUGAUUUCAGUGCUGCUCACUGACACUUGUAACUACUUGUCUUUAUCAUUCUGAAGUAAUGUACCCAAAGCAUAAAAUUUUCCUUAAGUUAAUUAAAGGUUUUUAACCACACUAAUCCCAAUGCCACAGUUUUAAACAUUCAGAUUAAAAAUUAGUACCUUGUCCCCCAGGGAAAAUUACCUGAACUGGAGAUAAUUACUUCCUCCUUCACACAAUACUUCCAGUACAAGGAGAGUGACCUUGGCAGCAACUUUUCAUCCUUUAAAUAAUUGGAAUAUGAAUACUUAUCUUAAGCAGUAUGAAUCUAGAACUAAUGUAAAAGAGUCCCAUGUGUAAACUGACAUGAACUUGAUUAUCUAUAUGACAAUGAAUUUCAUUAUUCAAAUCUUCCUUAGGAGUUGGGGGUUAAGGAGACAUGCCUAGAAGUCAUUGGUUUUGAAUAGGGUUAUCACUCCACUGGUGCAUUUUAAUCACCAGUGUUUCAGAGAAAUUUACUUGAAUUUUCACAUCAGGUUCACGGCAUUGAUUACAUUUAUUUAACACGUUGACUGAUAGGAGGCUGAUGGCCACCACAGCAGAGUCUUGUGCCUAAUGUCCUGUAAUUGCAGUGCAUUGCAUUGCGUAUGCAGCAGUCAACAAGUUUAACAACACUGCCUUUAAAGUAAAGGAGGGUUGUGGAGACAUGAUGUAAAAUCACUGUUUUUAAAUAAGGUUAUCACCCAAAUAGUUUAUUUUAAUUACCAGUGUUUCAGAGUAAUGAACUGGAAUGUCCACAGUAGGUAUUAAUUAAACAUACUUAAAUAAUCCUGCCUUUUGUAGUCCCCAAUUAUACACACAUCAGUUAAUGUUGAUACAAUUAUAAUAUGAAUAUGGUAUUUGCCCAGUACUGUGGGGGGCACAACCUUCUUAAACAUUCAGCCAGUAAACUUGAAUCAUGUGUGUUAUACUGCUACCACAGUUUGAAUACAAGAAAUGCUGUAGGCAGUACAGUGUUGUUAUAAGUAAAAUUCUGCUUUUAAAAUGGAAAAAUAGCAGUGGAAAUGGUAUUUAAGAAAAUUAACACGGUUUAAAGUUUGUGAGAAAUAUGUACCUGUUGCUGUCUACACAAGUCCCUUAGUUUUUCCUCAAGGUUAGCUAAGUAAACCUAGAGCACACAUAUUUAUAGUAUGUAAUGUGUCUGAAUUUUAACAGUAGCCUCAGUUCAUGAAAUUUGUACUUAAUUAUUUGCUUUCAGUUGCUGGCAAGACCUAUUUAAAUGUGCAUAGGAAUAUUGUGCCUGACAUUAUUUUUAAAAAAUUUUGACAGUGAAAUCAAUUAGAUGUGUGUUUCUUGUAUCAUAAGCAAUAGUUAAGUCAUAUUGUUACCAUUUAAUACUAUCGUGGGAUGUGUUAUGCAUCAUUAGGAACAUAAUUUAUAAUGAAUUUGUGAUUGGCAGUAUUGAGUUUUAAGAUUUCAAAAAAUAUGAGGAUGAUGAAAAUAAAAAAGCAAUAACUGUGUGUUCCAUCAAUCCCAGAAAUGUUUGUGAUAAAUACAGAGCUGCAUAGAUAUUUUCAGGUCCCAUUAAAUGUACUUGCAAUAUCAUGAAAUGAUGUGGAACAUGUCAGUUGAUUUACGAAAAGACACAUUUUUCAGUGGCUGUUUGGUUGCACGAUGACCAUUUAUGAGUACAUGAGUAAAUUAUAUUUAUAUUUACAUUAAAUAUAAUUUAGUGAGAGUAUAAAUCAGUAAUAGUUGAUUUUUAAGUUCCAUUAAUUACUUUAGCCAUUUGCCAUGUUAUGUAUAUUUGUUAAUGCUAUCUUUAUCUGUAUAUAAAAUAUUAUAUUUUUCUUUGAUGUUUGAACUCCCCCCUCCACCCAAGGAAAGUUUGUGUUCAUUUAGUGGGAACAUUUUUGUAUCUUGCCUUUUUUAAACUAUUGUACUUCUCCAACCCACUAAAAGCUUCUAUAGGAUUGCAGGGUAAUUCAGAAAAAGUGUCAAAUAAUAAUCUUCCUCUCGCCCUUGUGCCACAAUUCUAAUCUUUAUUAUUUUGUGACUGUGCAAUGUCACCUAAAUUAUUAAAAUAGUUUUGUACGCAGUAUGUGGCAAUUGGUUCUCCAUGGCACUAUGGCAGCUCUAUCCAGCAGAUAUAAUGAGUGAGAUCUGAUUGUGAAUUUGAAUACACAGUUUUAACUGAAAACAGAGGAGUGUGUUUUAAUUAUUAAAAAAUGUUGAUGAAAAUAAUCAUUGUUUGAAAUAAUAAGUAUAAAUAAAAAUCAUAAACACCAAGUGAUGGCAGGAGAAAAUGCUUAAAAGAUGUGGAAAUGAAUGAGCUUUUGGAGCCAGUGGCUCCAUCUUGUUUCAGAAGGAUUGAAGGAAAGGACUGGUGAGAUUUAGUAAAUGGGAAGAGUUAUGGAAAAGUCACCCUGAACCCCAGUUCAGAGGAGCUUACUUGGACAGGAUGAGAAGAAAAGACUGGUAGUUAGUGCGUGCACCAAAUGAAAUUUAAAAACCUAGGAACUUAAAGACAAAAGAUAGAAUAAUAAACAAGAUAGAGAUUACUGAAAAAAAGAUCAUGAGGGUCAAUAAAAGCAGGAAGCUAAAUACAUUAUACAUAUAGGUAGUUGAGAAGGGUGGGGAUAAAUAGGCAACUCAUAAAAUAAAAAAUAUAUAAAAAUAAAAGGGAGUGAAGAAAAGGAAUAGUUACUCAAAACAAAUACUAUUACCACAGAAAUUCACAUCAAUUUUGAGGCAGAUGGGUGGUGAAAUCCGAGCACAUGUUGUAAAGUCAGUCCCACCUGUGGAAUUUUGAGCAGCUAGUGUCAGGAGGGAGAAUCCAGAUGGUACAUGUGGUGAAACGGGCUCUGCGGUCACAAACGUCACGUGUGUGCUCUGCAACAGAAUAUUGUGUGUUGGCAGUAUACACUAUCUGUCUGUGCCCAUUCAUUGUAACUGAUAACUUGAACUGGGCCCUUAUCAACUCUUUCAUGGUGCCCCCCCCCCCCCCCAGUAAUUACUAUAUAACUUGUUACCCUGUCUUCCACCUUUAAGUUCUCUCUCUCUCUCUCUCUCUCUCUCUCUCUCUCUCUCUCUCUCGCUCUCUCUCUCUCUCUUUUCUUCAAAUCUCAUCUGGUGCAGCCACCAACAAACUGUCUUUCCCUUUCAUCCCAUCCACUAAGUCUCCCCUGAUUUAUGACUUGUCCAUAUCUCCUCUCAUUUCCUGAAUCUCACUAGUCUUUUUCUUUCAUCUUUCUUCUUCCUCCUUCAACUCUUCUGCCAGAAGCUGGAGCCACUUGCUCAGAAAGCUCUCCUGUUUCGACAUCUUUGUGUGUUUUCUCUUGCCACCACAGGUGACUAAGAUUUUUAUGCAUCCAUAUUAUAAAAAUAAGAUACUAUUUGAGAUAAAUAUAUCACAGUUUUGUGAUACACAGUGUACUUUGUUUUGGAUGUUAUUUACAAAUAAAUGUGGCAAUAUUACUCACUAUAUUUAAUAAAACAUAGUAUAGUUUCUCUAUCAUUUUAUUAAGAUAAAAACAGUACAAACAUGUUUUUAGCAGCAGUAGAAAAUGAUACAUUUGUAAUGUAAUUAUUGAGAUUAUAAAGGUUCAAAGUAAAAUAUUGGAUCAGUCCGUCCAUUCUCAGUAUUUGAAUGUGUAUAGUUUAUGACAAGUAAUUCCUGUAUCAGUGUGGAUAGAUCCGUCCAUUCUCAGUAUUUGAAUAUGCAUUGUUGGAUGUCAAGUAAUUCCUGUAUCAGUUUGUGUGUUUGAAUGUGUCUGUGAUGGCUGGGUCUUAAUUUAAUGAUCUGCUAAAUGGUAACAGUGUGUUAUUGCAGAACUUACGUGAUUGUUACUGAUGUCACAUAUUCUAGAUUUAUCCAGUGGGAUUUGACAAAUUGAUUCUCAUUGAUGUCUGUUAGUAUUUUGACACAGCAGAAAUUCUGCUAGAACUUUUUCAUGGAAAGAAAAGUGUGCCUUACUUAUUUAUACAUCGUCGAAGUAGACAGGAAUAAGUAAUCCAAAAGUUUUAAAAUGUAUAGCAAAUGAUUUUGUUGCAGCUAUCAGUAAACUACAUGAAAUUCUGUUGUAUAAUGCACACAGAAUAUUAAUAACUCACUUUUAUAUGAGUGUUCAUUUUAAAUGGUUGUAUAUGAAGUUUUAUGUAGCAAACUGAAAAAUGUAAUGAUUUUUAACAUAUUGUACGUUAAUAAAAUUUUCUAUUCUUUGUAAUA
Schistocerca gregaria is the source of this 8164-nucleotide messenger RNA. RefSeq lists its product as uncharacterized. Lineage: Eukaryota; Metazoa; Arthropoda; Insecta; Orthoptera; Acrididae. The transcript has 11 exons. The record is from RefSeq and is a predicted model, not a curated record. Bases 555 to 2423 code for a protein of 622 amino acids.